AAAGAAAAAGGAAACAGGCCCGCGCAUUCCUUUCCUUCGACUGAUCCCUGCAAACUCUUCACUGCAACAGAAAGAAGACAAUGGCGGUCACGCAGCUUCCGCCGUCGCCGGAAAUCCGCAAGCUCCCUCUGUACAAGUACGUCGACGGCGUGCGGUGGCUCCCUCCCUUCUCCGCCCUGGACCGCUACGCCGUCAUCGCCUCCUUCGACUCCGACUCCGACACCCCGUCCCUCGAGGUCCACUCCGUAAGCCCUUCCAAAGCCCUGGCGCUCGCCUCCGCCCCCGCGCCGCUGCCCUCCCGCGUCUCCUCGCUCAAGUCCGCGAGCUUCGCGCAGCGGCCCGUGGUCGCCGCCUCGACCCGCGCGGGGUCGCUCCACGUCAUGGCCGUGAACCCGAUGGACCUGUCGAUCGAGCCGGCGGCGGCGGCGUCGGAGGGGCUGCACGCCGGGGGAGCCUCGUGCGUGGACUUGGCGGACGGCGGAUCGGACUGCGUGAGCGUCGGGGAGGACGGGAGGGUGAAUCUGGUGAGCCUCGGGGAGGGUCGGCUCCGGAAAGCUAGGGUUUUUGACGCGAACGGGCUGGUUUCGUACACCGCCGCGAAAUGGGCGUCGCCGAGCGAGUUCGCGACCGGCGGUUACGGGUUCAGUCUGCACUGGUGGGAUCGGAGGACGCCCGGAGGGCCGGUCUCGCAGUUCAAGUGUGAUCGCAUCCAAGAGAAGGCUUCUGGGAUAGUUCACUCUAUUGAUAUUCAUCCAUCUCGAAAGCACACUUGUCUGGCAGGUGGAUCAUCGGGGACCAUAUUUGCCUGGGAUCUGCGGCGGCAACAACAGCCAAUUAUUUUAUCUGGAGUCGGGAUGGGUGAGGGAGUGACUAGUUUGGUGUCUGAGAGUGAGAUUUGGGAAAUCCAAUAUGAUCGCAGUAUAAAGCCUUCUAAUGUUGGCUCACGAAUGUUACCUGUCAUGAUCUGCUCAGAAGAUGGGAUUCUAGCUGUUGUGGAAGAAGGCAAAGAACCGGUGGAGCUCUUGGCUGAACCCUGUGCCAUCAAUAGCUUUGACUUUGACCCGCAAAAGCCCUCCGAGGUAAUCUGUAGUUUGGAGUGGGAAUCUAUAGCCAUCUUGUCAAGGCCAUAGGUGGAUAUGAACUUGUUCAAGGUCAAAGCUGAAGUAACAAAUAGACACUGGUGUUGGCGUGGAAGUUCUAAUCUAUUGUCAAAAACUUCAAUUGGCUAUUAAGAAAGGAGGAUGCGCCUAUUGGGCAACAAAUCAACAUCACAAGCGACAUCAACUUGCAGAGCAAAUUGUGUUCUUCUUCUGUGUCUAGUGUUCUUGCAGAACUCAGGAUAAAUCAAUUUGGACUUUUGAGAAGGGUAUGAGGAUGUAUUCUUGUUUAAACGUUCCACACAUGCCGAUCUGAUUCAGAUCAAGAAUUUUGAAGUGAUGCCUACUUUUGCUGUGGAUUCAGAGUGCUGUCUAUAUCUUAGACAGCUACUGUCUUAAGGGACACUGGAGAGUGAUGUUGUCACUGUGAACCUGUGAAAGCAUUUUGCUUCUAAAUUCAUUUCAACCGUGAAGAAAUUCCAAAAGAUUGUUCUGGAUUCA
Messenger RNA from Eucalyptus grandis, 1598 nucleotides. RefSeq names its product nuclear pore complex protein NUP43. Bases 81 to 1130 code for a protein of 349 amino acids. Lineage: Eukaryota; Viridiplantae; Streptophyta; Magnoliopsida; Myrtales; Myrtaceae. Gene Ontology annotation, molecular function: protein binding. Gene Ontology annotation, cellular component: nuclear pore outer ring. The record is from RefSeq and is a predicted model, not a curated record. The transcript is spliced from 5 exons.